Knipowitschia caucasica is the source of this 1425-nucleotide messenger RNA. NCBI's taxonomy places the organism in Eukaryota, Metazoa, Chordata, Actinopteri, Gobiiformes, Gobiidae. The record is from the annotation of a GenBank genome assembly.
AUGUCAGGAACCGAAGAACAACCACAAGAAAAUCAGCCUGUGGAGAACCUGGAGCUGACGAGGAGGGAGCAGAUGUUGAAGCGUCUGUUUGGUUCCAGUAAAGUUUUUCUGACAUUUGGGGAGAAGAGCUCAGAGCCGCGACCGGAGCUGCAGGCCUGUGCCAUCAUUCAGAGCAAGGCACAGGAGCAUUACAGACGAGCCUAUGUCCUGCAGCCCGAUGACGUUCACACUGACAGACUGGCCCGCGUCUUUUUUCUGCAGGGCGAGUACCUGUUCCAUCGAGAGCUCUUCAAAGAGGCACUGGAGGCGUUUAGAAAAGCCAAAAUAAUCAACCCUGCUUCAUCUAGAAUAUAUGACGCUCGCAGUGUGGCGUGUCUGUCGGCGCUGGGCCUCUACACUGACUGUGUGCAGUUGGUCACAGAGUGGAUGGAACAGGACGGUCCCACAGCAGAUCUCUAUGUGCUCAGAGCCAGACUCCACCUCCAGCUCAGCAAGGAUUCACUUGAAGAUGUCAAGUGUGCUCUGGAACUGAACCCGUCCUGUCCAGAAGGGGGCGCUCUGUUCAAGCAACUGAAGGCAGCAGCAGAAAGGGCGAAACAGUUUGCAGUGGACAGAGCUCUGUGUGGAGACCUACCCCAGGCCCAAAGGCUUAUCAACCAGGCUCUGGAGAACCUGCCUCAAGACCCCCACCUGUACCUGUUGAGAGCUCUAACGGACCUGGUCAAGGCCGUGGAGCUGAGCCAGGGCAGUGAGCAGGAGGACGCUGUGGUGAAAGAGGCAGAGGCUCAGCUUGUACUCACCUACAACGACUUCUCCCUCGAGUGCUUCUCUAAAGGGCUGUACGAGGAAGCCACAGCACUGCUCAACAAGGCCAUAGAGGAGGAGAAAAACCAGCCAGGCCUUUACAUCAACAGGGGAGACUGCUUCUUUAAACAGAGGAUCUGGCUCUAUGCUCUUGCUGAUUAUCAACAAGCUGAGGAGCUGCUGGGCCCCAAUGACCCGACUGUCAGCCAGCGUCUGUCUGUGUUUCACAAACUUGUGGGAAGCAUAAGCUUCGGUGAACGGCGCUUUAAAGACGCCAUGCUGAGUUUCUCUCAAGCCCUUCAGUAUGACCCUACUCUGAGUCAGGCCUAUGAGUUACGAUCUAAAGCUCAUCGGCAACUCGGCAACAUGGACCAGGCCAAAGAGGACUUCGUACGGACGCUCAUUCUUCAGCCCGACAACACAGAGCUACCUGCGAUGCUGAUGAGUCUGUUCCCUGGUCACAGUUUCUCUUCUGUUCUGUCCACUGCGAUGGCUCAGUGUGUCCGAGUGCAGCUGCAGCAGGCCAUUCAGAACUACAGCUCCAACACCAACUCCGUGACAAUUGACAUUCUCCCUCUGGAUGAAGAGAACUUGGUACUGUGCGUCACCAAGCGGCAAUAA